This is a messenger RNA of Grosmannia clavigera kw1407, 2247 nucleotides long. RefSeq lists its product as uncharacterized. The record is from RefSeq and is a predicted model, not a curated record. The transcript is spliced from 3 exons. Bases 1 to 2247 code for a protein of 748 amino acids. NCBI's taxonomy places the organism in Eukaryota, Fungi, Ascomycota, Sordariomycetes, Ophiostomatales, Ophiostomataceae.
AUGGAAGGCAUUCUGUAUAUCCCACCAGAUCGGGGGACCAUCAUAGGCCGGGCUCUGUGGAAAGCUCGUUAUGUCGUUGUUGGUCCCCCCCGAGAAGCGAAGCAGAAGCCUAGCUCUUCUGCAGCCCAGUUCAAGCCUUCUGCCGGGCAGGCCCCUGCGCCACGAGCUACCACACCACACAGCCCACCAAACUUCUCACCCGAGUCGAUGUUCAUAUCCAUCUAUAAGAACAAGGAUGAAUCGGAACCGUGCCAGCAGCUCGCCCUCAGCUCCAUCACAGAGUGUCAGGUGCAGAUGGUCACCCACCGAAAACAGGGCCCGAUACUGCCGACGCUCGUUAUCACCGUCUCGCCCGACCCCGUUGCCGAGAAGCUCCGCAAGCGCCGGUCCAGCCGCUCUGCUGGCUUUGCCUCCUCGAAAGACGCUACGCCCAACUGCAUGUGGUUCCGUCCUGGCGACGAUAACCACCAUACCCACAAACACAUACUACAGGAGUGGUGUCAGGUCAUCCACUCGCUUUUACAGCAGCCGAUUUCGGCCCCGUCCGCGUCAGGCACAUCUUCUGUCGUGGCUGGGCCUACAGCUGUUCUGAGCCCUAUCACACCUGCGACACCUACCUUUACGAACCCCUUCGCCUCUUCUGGCCUUCGGAGCCGUGAGAUGUCCGAUCCUACUCUUCAGCAGCAGCAGCUAGUGCACCGACCUGGAAGCGAUACACAUGCUGCCAGAAUAAGUGGCCUGAGCCGCAAGGCGUCAAACCAGACCACCCAGACGUACUCGAGCCGCGAGCGUCCUGCGACGACAACUUCGGGAUCUCCGAGUCUGAAGUCGCGCCGCAGUGACUUGUCACAUGCCAGUUCCACCGUACCGUCACAUCCUUCGUCUGCCUUUGUUGGCAGCAGUAAUAGCGGCAACAGCUUUGCGCUUCCGAUGUUCCAGCACCGUCCAGCCGAGCUGCCUUCUCCCGCCACGACCGUCGGUGAGUUUCAGGGCGACUUCGUGGAGGGCUGGGCGCCGGUCCAAGGUCGAUCUUCAGCCGUGAGCUCGCCCAUCCGUGGCCGCGAAAGCAUCAGUUCGCAGACGCCGCAUCCGUCAGUAACUGCACCGGCGUCGGCGGCAAACUGCAGCUCCCCAGCGCCCCGAGAGACAAUUCUGGACCGUGCUUUUCAGAUGCGCUUCAUACCUGGCUAUGACCGGGAAGUGCCGGGCGAGGAGAAGCUGAGCUCCCUGGCGCGCUUCGACGCACUCAUGCGAGAGGCCGAAGAGAGAAGGCGGCUUAAGCAAGCAACGAUAGUCGCGGAUGCUCGUGCUCAUGAAGUCGUACCGGCAGCUCGUCCUAAUAAUAUAGCACCUAAGGCGCUGAAAGCACUCGACUUCAUCGCCAACCACCGCAGCGAGGCGCAGCAGGCCAGACAGAUCACAUCGCCGACAUCCCCUAUUGCCGGGUCCGCUCGAGCAAAAAAUGCCUCAUACCGGCGGCCGAUGAGCCGCACUGGUCCGGCCGACUACGAUGCGCAGGCACUCCAAAUCUUGAACAGUGGGUAUCAUUCUUCUUCCGCGCAGCAGCAGCUCUCACGGCCACAGACCGGCUACGCUCGUGACCGCCCGACAGCAACUCAAAGAACACACAGUCAACCACAACUCGCGGCGCUGAACACCGGCAGCCAUAUAGGCCAUCGACAGCACUCAUUCCUGGCCGAACACCCGCCGUCGCCGUUGUCGCCGCCAUCGUCACAGCGGCCGCCUGAGGCGUCGUCGGUGUCACCAACCCCGACGGCAAACGACAUCCGGACAAAGCUGAUGGGCGGAACAGUGUCGUUCUCGUCGCCUCUGCACCGGUCGGCCACUACGGCAGCCGCGACAACGUCCGCUGCUGGUGGACAACCCACCACUGUCACUUCUCCUGUCACUCCGGGAAUGACGCAGUCGGCGACGAACAACAAGCGGCUGAGCUUCACCGACUUCACAAAGCGCAUAACUACCAGCACCUCCAGCUUGCUAUUGCUGCAGACGAACGCUAGUGCCACAGGCCUGGUGUCGGAGGCGGAUGCUGCUAGAAGCGGAGAGGUCACGAAUGCCCGAAGCUCGGAGAGGGGCAGCCUAGGCCAGGGUACAGUGCACACCCGCCAUCACUCGAUCUCCCAGGUGGUGUCGCCGCCGCCGCCACCACCACCACCACCGAUUGGCGACCGUUGUGGCUGGCGCGGCAGCGUAGGGGUUCUCAAUGGCGAAGGCGGCUUUUCGUAG